Molecule: messenger RNA, 1100 nt
Organism: Ostrinia furnacalis (Asian corn borer)
Lineage: Eukaryota; Metazoa; Arthropoda; Insecta; Lepidoptera; Crambidae
Gene: Tbp
Product: TATA-box-binding protein
Exons: 4
Coding region: 155-1072 (305 amino acids)
Biological process (GO): DNA-templated transcription initiation
Molecular function (GO): DNA binding
Source: RefSeq, a predicted model, not a curated record
CAGUGACAGAUUUUUGACAGAACGGACACGAACAAUUUGGCUUGGCGAGCAGUUUUGUUUUACGUUAAAACAAAGUGGAAUUGUUUUUUAAUUUCAAUAAAUUUAGCGCUGCAAAGUUUUAUAGGUUAUUCGUAGUUCUUAAUAGUUGUUCAAAAUGGAUCAAAUGCUUCCAAGUCCAUAUAAUAUACCGGGAAUCGGUACACCCCUCCAUCAGCCAGAAGAAGAUCAGCAAAUCUUACCAAAUGCUAUGCAGCAGCAGCAACAACACCAGCAGCAGCAGCAGCAACAAUCACACACCCUCGCAACGAUGGCUUCACCUCUCGUGGGCUUUAGUUUGGGUACACCUCAAAGAACUAUGCAUACUUACGCGCCAACCGCAAGCUAUGCUACUCCUCAGCAAAUGAUGCAGCCCCAGACACCGCAAAACCUCAUGUCGCCAAUGAUUACUAGUGGCAGUCUAGUGGGCCAGCCGAUGCUCAGUCAAGCUAGUCCAGCGCCUAUGACUCCAAUGACUCCACACUCUGCUGACCCUGGCAUACUUCCUCAACUACAAAAUAUUGUAUCUACUGUUAACUUGAACUGCAAACUAGAUCUGAAAAAGAUUGCACUCCAUGCGCGUAAUGCAGAAUACAACCCUAAGCGUUUUGCUGCGGUGAUCAUGAGAAUAAGAGAACCCCGGACCACUGCACUUAUAUUCUCCUCGGGAAAGAUGGUGUGCACAGGUGCUAAAAGUGAAGAAGACUCGAGACUGGCUGCUAGGAAAUAUGCUAGGAUUAUUCAGAAACUUGGAUUUACAGCCAAGUUCUUGGACUUCAAAAUACAAAACAUGGUGGGCAGUUGUGAUGUUAAAUUCCCAAUACGACUAGAAGGUCUGGUCCUCACUCACGGCCAGUUCAGUUCAUAUGAACCAGAGUUAUUCCCCGGACUUAUAUACCGAAUGGUUAAACCUAGGAUAGUGUUAUUAAUAUUUGUUUCCGGAAAAGUUGUGCUAACUGGUGCCAAAGUUCGACAAGAGAUUUAUGAAGCCUUUGACAAUAUUUAUCCUAUUCUAAAAAGUUUUAAGAAACAAUAGUUUCAUUAGUAUAACAUAGUUUUACUAG